CGCAUAUGGGGAUUAAAUGUCUUAAAUGCUAAGACGUAGAAGAAUAAAUCACUACUUAGUCUUUUGUUAGAACAAAUUUAAAAGAGAAAAGUUAAGAAUAAUAAAAAAACAAUAGAUAAAAAUUCUUAUAUGAUAAAUUGAAUAAAUCUUAAAAUUCAUAAUUUAGUCCAUCAAAAUAAUAAUAUGAAUGUGAAUGGUUUCCGAAUAUAUGUAUAAAUGCUAAGAAUGAAUUUAAUAUUGAGGGUUUUGAAGAAUCUUGGAUUUAAACUAAUUAAAAUUUUCUAACUUCAUAAAAUGAAUAAUAAAAACAUAGAAUUUCAUAGAAUUCAUCAGCUUAAACAACUCCUCAAUAGCCUUUUUUAUUACAUGUAUCUUAAUCAAUAAUAAGAGAUAAAAUCUCCUAAAAAUAUAAAAAUGAUUAAAAGCAUCGAAAUAGAACUAAAUCAGAAAACAUAAUAAAUAGAAGAGAGUGUGAAGAAAAAAAAAAAUACUGUAAAAAUAUAAAACAUGAAAUAAAAAGGGAAAAAAAGAGAAUACUACACCCUUCUAAAGAAAAACAAGUUACUCAAUUAAAAUUGUAAUAAAAGUAAUAAAAUCUUACAAUUUUAAUUAAUGGUCAUUGUGAAUUUAAGAGUUAGGCUUCACCAUCUUAAAUACAACAUCGAUCCAAAACAAUGAGUCCAACUCCAAAAAAAAAUCAAUUUUUAAUAAUUUGA
Paramecium sonneborni is the source of this 716-nucleotide messenger RNA. NCBI's taxonomy places the organism in Eukaryota, Ciliophora, Oligohymenophorea, Peniculida, Parameciidae. The record is from the annotation of a GenBank genome assembly.